AUGGCUUCGGACAAGAUAUUUCGUAUUGGUGUCGACGUCGAUCCUGGAGAGUCCGAUACCCCAAACAGGGGUAUCCGCAGUGCUUUCAAGUCCCCAACCACUCCAGAUGUCACCGAGGGUAUCACCAAGGCCGUCGAGGGGGCCUUGUCCCAAUGCGAUGUCCCCAUGGACAAGAUUGGUGGAGUCAUGAUUGGAACGACUCACUUCAUCAAUGCCGUCGUUCAGGCCGACGAGGUCAAUCUAAGGCGGCUUGCCGUCAUGCGUAUCUGCGGGCCCUAUAGCAGGGAAAACCCGGCCUUUGGCGACUUCCCUCCGAUCCUGUCUCGGCUCAUGAACGGUCACGUCUCAUAUCUCGAUGGAGGCCUGGAAUAUGAUACCAGGGAGAUCAUGCCCCUUAAUGAAGCUCAGAUCAGGGACGAGUGCAGGUUGAUCAAGGAGAAAGGGAUCGAUGACAUCGCCAUCGUCGGCAUCUUCUCGCCCUUGGAUACUGAGGGCUUGCAAGAAGCAAAGGUCUACAAGAUUGUCAAGGAAGAGAUACCCAAUGCCGACAUCGUCUGCUCUAGAGAUGUUGGUCAGCUUGGAUUCCUCGAGCGCGAGAAUGCGACGAUCCUCAACACGUCCAUCCUCAAGUUCGCCAGGACCACCAUUCAGGGUUUCAAGCUUGCUAUGCGCUCCCUGGGCAUCAGAUGUCCCCUCUUCCUGACGCAGAACGACGGCACCAUCAUCGACGCCGCCGUGGCCGAAAAGUGCCCCAUCAAGACCUUCUCCAGCGGCCCUACAAACUCCAUGUCCGGGGCUGCCUAUCUCGCUGGUCUGGAUACGGCCGGUGGGAAGAUGCCCGAUGCCCCGGUCAUCGUCGCCGACAUUGGCGGUACGACCAUGGAUGUCUGUGCUCUACUCCCGUCGGGGUUCCCCAGGCAAGCUGGGACCUGGGUAGACAUCGGAGGUGUCAGGAGCUCCUUUUCCAUGCCCGAGGUCGUCUCGGUUGCUCUGGGUGGCGGGACAAAGGUUGAGGAGAAGGGCGAUGCGGUACAUGUCGGUCCGGAAUCGGUAGGACACCGACUGACCACCGAGGCUCUGGUCUUUGGUGGAUCUACACUGACAACUACCGACAUCGUCGUGGCUGCCGGCAAGGAGAAGAUUGGCGAUGUCAGCAAGGUCAGGCAUGUGCCGGCCCAUGUCAUUGAGAAGGCCAGAGCGUCCAUGAAGAACAUCAUGGAGAAGGCCAUCGACAGCAUGAAGUUGAGCGCCGACCCUGCCGUGGUCAUCGUUGUAGGCGGUGGCAGCAUCGUCAACAUUGACCAGCUAGACGGCGUCUGCGAGCUCAUCCGCCCUCAGUUUCACGACUGCGCCAACGCUGUGGGCGCCGCCAUUGCCAAGGUCUCGGGAUCCAUCGACGUGGUCAAGGUUCUGGAGGGCCAGAACGAGGAGGAAGUCGUCAAUGCCAUGUGCGAGGAGGCCAAGAAGGCCGCCAUCGAGGCUGGUGCCGAUCCGGCCACCGUCAAGAUCAUCGAACUCGACAACAUGCCGCUGCAGUAUGUUCAGAUGCGUGCCAGCCGAAUCGUUGCCAGGGCGGUAGGUCUCAAUCUUCUCACGUCACCUGUCCCGGCUGGCGUUCUUCGCAAGGACAUCCCCAUCGGGGCUUCCGAAGCAGAGAUCGAGAAGGAAGCUGCUGCGGCCACAUGGACCAAGGCAGACAAGAAGACCCAGAACUCGGAAAAGGACCCCAAGGACUUCAUAGUGAGCGCCGCGGCUCUGAUCGAUGUCCGCGAGUACAGGCCAGAGGUCGACAAGGACGGGACCUGGUGGGUAUCCGAGGUCGACUGCGAGUUCCUCUCCAUGGGCUGCAGCAUCCUCGCAUGCGGCGGAGGAGGCCCCGGAUACCUGUGCUAUAUGGCAGCCCGUGCCGCGCUCAAGGCUGGCCAUCGCCUGCCCAUUGUUGACAUCGAUACCCUGCCGGAGGAUGACUACAUCAUGGGUAGCAUCGCGUACGGCGCGCCGACCGUUACACUGGAAAGGAUCGCCAGCGGGACGGAGUCGAUUGAUGCCACCGAGGCUGUGCUGGCCGCCCACCCCGGAAAGAAGAUGGUUGCCCAAGCAGCGAUCGAGAUCGGUGGCAUGAACGGGAUCCGCCCCCUGCUGACAGCGCUGCACUACAACGUCCCCACGAUCGACGGCGACUACAUGGGCCGGGCCUACCCCCGUCUCUACAUCCUCACCCCUUACCUGUACGACAUGGUCCCUUGGCCUUGCACGCAAGCCGAUGGCAUGGGCAAUACGGUGACGGUCAACAAGGCCAAGGACUUCCAGAAGAUGGAAAAGAUCCACCGAAAGGCCGGGCAGGAGCUGGGGCUCUUUAGCGAGAUGGUCAUCCCGCCCAUCUCGGUCAAGGAUACCAAGCGUGUCGGUACUCUCGGGACUACGUCUCUGGCCUGGUACAUUGGGAGAGCCGUGUACCUGGCUCGCCAGCAGAACACGAGCAUCGGCAAGGCUAUCAUCGAGGCAAACCCGUCCGGCCGCGUCCUCUACACGGGCAAGAUCGUCAGCGUGCAGCGCUACGUCUCGGCGGCUGGCUAUACGGAGGGCAAGGUCAGGCUCAGGCCUCUGGGCGAUGACGAGCGGGAGUACGGCGACACGGUCAGCUCCGAGACGCGCGACAUGGUGCUGCCCUUCCAGAACGAAUAUCUGUAUGCGGAACUGGUGGAGCCCAGCGAGGCCUCGAAGAUCGACAGACCUCGCGGCGAGAUUCUGUGCACCGUCCCAGACCUCAUCUCCCUCGUGGGUAGUGACGGGUACGCCUUGGGUACGCAGGAUCUUCGAUACGGCGUCAGGGUCAGCGUUGUGGCCUUUGUGGCACACCCACACUGGUAUACACCUCGCGGUAUCAAGCUGGGUGGGCCCGAGGAGUUUGGCUACAAGGAUCUAGAGUUCGUCCCUCUAGGAAACCCUUACUACGAGCCUAAGCGAGUGACCAAGGAGUUUAGACCGGAGUAG
Molecule: messenger RNA, 2994 nt
Organism: Geosmithia morbida
Lineage: Eukaryota; Fungi; Ascomycota; Sordariomycetes; Hypocreales; Bionectriaceae
Product: N-methylhydantoinase A/oxoprolinase/acetone carboxylase, beta subunit
Exons: 14
Coding region: 1-2994 (997 amino acids)
Biological process (GO): glutathione metabolic process
Cellular component (GO): cytosol
Molecular function (GO): 5-oxoprolinase (ATP-hydrolyzing) activity
Source: RefSeq, a predicted model, not a curated record